This is a messenger RNA of Caenorhabditis elegans, 1268 nucleotides long. RefSeq names its product Serpentine Receptor, class V (gene srv-7). The record is from RefSeq and is marked reviewed. NCBI's taxonomy places the organism in Eukaryota, Metazoa, Nematoda, Chromadorea, Rhabditida, Rhabditidae. Bases 158 to 1207 code for a protein of 349 amino acids. The transcript is spliced from 9 exons.
UCAGCCACUCCAGCACACCAUUCUUUUUGACUCACCUUCCGAUGGAAUAUCUUGAUCUCCGACGCAUUCAUAGCCAUUAUUCGUGAACCACUGCUCGUAGAAAUAUCUUCAAAAAAAGAAAAAAGAAAGAAUGACGUUUGAUUUCAUUGGACCACAGAUGGCCUCAAAUGCAACAUUGCCAGAAUGGUUCGAUCCACUGGAAAGCGUAGUGAGCACUGUUUUCAUGUUGGGCUCCUUUGUGACAAUCCUUUUGUAUUUUGUUGAAAUACUUAUACUAGUCACUUUGAGAAACACAGUUUAUAAAGGAAUGUUUUAUCAAAUAUUCACAAUUGGAAUCAUCAUUGAUGUCAUAAGCCUGGUGAACAAUUAUUUUGGAUGUGUGUUUCCUGCAAAAGGAUAUUUCCGCGAUUUCUAUUUAUCCAUGGGCACGUUUGUCGGGCAAAUGUAUCUUAUGAUUGCAUGGACUGCUAGAGGGAUUCAGGGUUGUACUGUUGUUGCACUGGCUCUUAAUCGGGCCACCGCUGUUUGCCUCCCAAUCAAACAUAAGCAAAUUUGGAACAGCAAGUACAUUUCUCUGAUACACGUGUUCCAGCUAGGAGUUGGGCUUUGCAUUGGUUCGAGUUUGAUAACACAAAAUUUUUAUUGGAAGUUUGAAAGAAAUGGAAUCUACAUUCAAUUCUACAAUAAAGAUUUCCGUCGAGGAUUCUUCAUGUCUGCGUAUGUCAUAGAAACAAUAUUUGUAGCAUCUAUUAUGUUGAUCAAUGCAACAAUGGUUAUUGCAUUUCGAACUAAAUACAAAGUGCGACUAACAACGCAGCCACAUCUUAAUCAAAAAGUGAUGAAUGAUAAACAAAGACAGGAAUAUAAUUUGAACAUUGUUGCUGCAUUGACGUGUGUUGCUGAAAUUAUAUAUUAUUGUUAUGUGAUCUACGUUUUUGGAAUCAACACAAGUGUUCCUACGAGGGUCUUUUAUCUUCUCUACGAUGUUAUCAAUGAUUUGUACUGUGGCAUUUCUGGCUGGCUGUUGUUGAUAUAUUCCCGUUCCAUGAAAGCUCAUGUGACAAAAAUGUUAAGGUGCCCUAUGUUCGGUUUCCGGCGGAUGAGAAUCAUGAUACCACCUGAACAGCAGUUCGCGUCGUCUACGAAUAUUGAUGGAAACAAAAACACUUCGAACAGAAGGGUACCAACUUGUGGAACACCAUGUUAAUCUAAACUAAUGUUUAUGUGUAAAUAAUGUUCUCAUAAUAAACGUGUCAUGCAUUACGGUA